CGCUCUUUGGGUUUGCCAGUCGCAACUUUCGGUUUCAGGCGAACCUGCUGCCAUAAUUAUCUGCAUUUUUUUUCGUUGUUGUUUUUGGUUGCGCUGUCUGUCAGUCAGUGCGGCUUUAGUAUAUCAACGACUCUCUGCGCUGCAAGAUGUGGCUGCUGCUGCCGAUUCUAGUCUACUCGCUGGUCUUUCUGUAUGUGCGACAUGUCUACAGCUAUUGGAAGCGCAAGGGCUUUCCCAGCGAGCGCGUCGCACUCAGCUGGCGUUUUCUCAGCCAGGCCUAUCGCCGUGAAUUCCGACACGUGGACGCCAUAUGCGAGGCUUAUCAGACGGGCCGCGAGCGUCUGCUCGGCAUCUAUUGCUUCUUUCGUCCGGUGCUGCUGGUGCGCAAUGUUGAGCUGGCCUGCAACAUUUUGCAGCAGGGCAACGCGCACUUUAGCGAGGGCAAGUGGGACUAUGUCAAGGGCUACAGGCGCUUCAAUCUGCUGGAGAAACUGGCGCCCAUGUUUAGCACACAGCGCUUGACGCACAUGCUCCAGCAUGUGCAGCAUGUGGGCGAGCAUAUGUUGCAGCAUUUGCAGCAGCUAGAGACCCAAGGCAGCGUCGAGCUGGAACUGCAGCAGCUGCUCAGAGUCUAUGCAGCGAAUGUUAUGGGCAAUCUAGUCUAUGGCCUGGAUGUCAACAAUUUUGAGCAAAGCGAUCAUUUGCUCAAUAGCUAUGCCAACAAUUUGACUAGUCAUGGCUGCCUGCAGUCCUUCACUUUGCGCAAGCUGCACAAAAAGUCAACGCUUACUUAUCGACUGCUGGACAUCAUACAGCAAAAUGUUUUGCAGCGCGAGGAACGCGGCAUUAUACGCAAGGACAUGCUGCAGCUGCUGGUGAAGUUACGCAACGGCAACGAUCUCAGCAGCGACAAGUGGCAAGUGGAACAUGCGAUUGAGGAAGACAAAUUGCUGUGCCUGAAGCGCUUGGCGCAAGUUGCCGAGGAUUUGUUGAAGUCCGCCUUGAAUAGCAUUGCCUCGACUAUAACGCUGACGCUCUAUGAAAUAGCUCAGCAGCCUUUGAUUGUGGAGAAACUGCAGACUGAGUUGGCGGAAUUUCAAGCGGACAAGCUGCAGCUGAGCUUGCCACACUUGCAGCAGCUCAAGUACAUGGACAUGUGUUUGAAAGAAACUCUGCGCAAAUAUCCGCCUUUGCCCAUCAUUGAACGCAUUUGCCGAAAGAGCUACACGCUGCCAAAUUCAAAGUUCACCAUAGGCGAGGGCAAGACGCUGAUGGUGCCAGUGCUGGCCAUACAGCGUGAUGAGCAGCAUUUCGCGGAUCCGCUCAGCUAUAAGCCAUUGCGUUUUCUGCAUGGCAAGCCAAAGGCAGCGGCGGCGGCCACGGCCUUUGUUGGCUUUGGCAUUGGCGGCGCUCAAUGCGUGGCGCACAGUUUCGCCAGCAUGAUAAUCAAAGUGGCGCUGAUUAAGCUGCUGCAGCAAUACGAUUUGGAAUUGUGUUGCGCGCAGUCCGUGCAGGUGUCGCAGCUGCCAGCGCCGUAUAUAAGCAGCAAGGAGGGACUGCGAGUUAAAUUAAAAGCGCGCAAAUAAAAUAGACAGCAAACAAAACAACGUCACAAGCUGUUGAAUCUCUCUGAACUAAUUUUAUACGUUUUCUAUAUAUAUUUGCUCAUGCUGCCUGAACGCCCAAAAUUAU
This is a messenger RNA of Drosophila busckii, 1692 nucleotides long. It is a transcript of the gene Cyp310a1, whose product is annotated as probable cytochrome P450 310a1. The coding region runs from base 147 to 1586 and encodes 479 amino acids. The record is from RefSeq and is a predicted model, not a curated record. The transcript is spliced from 6 exons. NCBI's taxonomy places the organism in Eukaryota, Metazoa, Arthropoda, Insecta, Diptera, Drosophilidae. Gene Ontology annotation, molecular function: heme binding; monooxygenase activity; oxidoreductase activity, acting on paired donors, with incorporation or reduction of molecular oxygen.